Messenger RNA from Leishmania major strain Friedlin, 1428 nucleotides. RefSeq names its product putative lectin. The transcript has a single exon. NCBI's taxonomy places the organism in Eukaryota, Euglenozoa, Kinetoplastea, Trypanosomatida, Trypanosomatidae. Bases 1 to 1428 code for a protein of 475 amino acids. Gene Ontology annotation, cellular component: COPII-coated ER to Golgi transport vesicle; endoplasmic reticulum-Golgi intermediate compartment; Golgi membrane. Gene Ontology annotation, biological process: endoplasmic reticulum organization; endoplasmic reticulum to Golgi vesicle-mediated transport; Golgi organization. The record is from RefSeq and is a predicted model, not a curated record. Gene Ontology annotation, molecular function: D-mannose binding.
AUGACCGCCGCAAGGGCCGUGCCGCGGCUGACGCCGGCGCAGGAGCACCGCGGCAUCACGGCUGCCAUCGGCCACCACUCUUUUGCCCCGCCGCUGCUGCGGCAGUACUACGGUGACGGCGAAAUCCCACACUGGGUCAUCUCCGGCUCGUCUGUCAUCACGGACGAAUAUGUGCGGCUCACGGCUGACCAGAAGAGCCAGACAGGCCACCUGUGGAACACGGAACCGCUGGAUAUGGACGCCUUCGAGGUGGUCGUGGGCUUCCGGGUGUAUCGGCCAAUGGGCGGCUUCGGCGCGGACGGCUUCGGGGUGUGGGUGGCGCAGCCGCCUCGCUAUGACGGCCCCCUCUUUGGCCGCCCGUCCACCUUCAACGGUUUCGGGGUCUUGUUCGACUCGUACGACAACGACAACCGCCGCGACAACCCGAUGGUGAGCCUCGUGUACAACGACGGGUCCAACACCAAGCACUUCGACUCUGAGAACGACUUCAUGGGUGACAGCGUGGCCAGCUGCGUUUUCGACUUCCGCGAGAUUCCCGAACCGAACAUGGCCACCAUGCGCAUGGUGUACUUCAAGGGUGAGCUUCAGGUGUACCUGUCCAGAAACAGCGAGGCUGCAGAGACAGAGUGUCUCAAAGUCACCAGACUGCCGAUGCCAAAGGGCAAGGCGUACCUCUCCUUAUCUGCCCAGACCGGCGGUGUGUCGGAGAUCCACGACAUCCUGUUCGUUCACUUGUCACCCCUGGCGGAGGCGAAGUACGACCACGAUGUGCAGCAGACCACGGUGCCGGCCAACGGGCUCCACGACGCGCGGCUUUACGACAACGAGGCGAUGAACAACCGCCAAACGUCAGAGGUGCCGACGGCUACCCAUCCACCCACGAUGGUGCCGCAGGAGGCACAGCCGGCACAGCAGCAGCAGCAGCAGCAGCAUUACCAGGAGGCACAGCCGGCACAGCAGCAGCAGCAGCACUACCAGGAGGCACAGCCGGCACAGCAGCAGCAGCAGCAGCACUACCAGGAGGCACAGCCGGCACAGCAGCAGCAGCAGCACUACCAGGAGGCACAGCAGCAGCAGCACUACCAGGAGGCACAGCAGCAGCAGCAGCACUACCAGGAGGCACAGCCGGCACAGCAGCAGCAGCAGCAGCACUACCAGGAGGCACAGCCGGCGCAGCAGCAGCAGCAGCAGAAUCAGCCGGCCGCGCAGGCCACCGCCGACAUCGGCGAAAAAGAGCGGCAGCGAAUUGAGGAGCUGGAGAGGAGGUUGGAAGAGCUUCAGGGUCGCAACGGUUACCGCGCCACGCGUCACAUUGAGGAUGAGGAUGUGGAAGAGUUGGAUGGGGACGGCGAAGACAGACAACGCCGCAUGCGGCGCGUGCGCCGUGCACGCACGCCCCGUCGCAACCGCGUGGAUCAGGAUGAGUAG